This is a messenger RNA of Closterium sp. NIES-65, 645 nucleotides long. The record is from the annotation of a GenBank genome assembly. Lineage: Eukaryota; Viridiplantae; Streptophyta; Zygnematophyceae; Desmidiales; Closteriaceae.
AUGCCCUGUCUCUUACUUACCUCCACCCACUCUUCCCUACCCCACCCUCAGCUCGCCAACAUCCAGCCGAUGCUCGAGUCAAUGGCUGCUUCCCCUCUCCAUCUGCCCCUUCCAUGUGCCCCUUCCAUCUGCCCCUUCCAUUGCCCCUCCAUUUCUCAAACCGUGUCUUCACCACCCACUCCCCCACGCCCUCCUCCCUCCCCCACCCUCAGCUCGCCAACAUCCAGCACACGCUCGACAUCGCCAGCUCAGCAGCAGCACGGAGUGGACGGAUUGGUCCGGGAGCUCGUCCUACAUGGCGCCAGUGAGGACUGGGCCCGAGGCUACAUCGCCGAAGCUCUGCUCCGGCCGAACGUGGCUGCACCCAAGCCUCUGGCUGUUGCCAUUGCAUCCGGGCCUCCCUCUCCCCGUGCUUCUGCUUCACACCACGAGUGUUCACAGCACGAGCUGCAGCAGUACGCACAGGCCAUCCGCAGUGCCUAUGUGGAUGCAUCCAUGAGUGCCUCUGAGCGCGAGGUCGGCACCAGCCUCUUUGUCGAGGAGCUGGUGGCGAUGGGCGGCAAGGAGGUGGAGCAGUGGGCGAGGUCCUUUGUGGCUCAAUCGCUGGCCACAGAAGUGCGCAAGCGCAAGGUCGUGCGCGCUUAG